CAGCUCACAUCCUUUACUAGAAAACCAACACAAUGGCUACCCCGCAAGACUUGAAAAUCGCUAUCCUCGGCGCAGGAAUGGGCGGGUUGACGACCGCUCUGGCUCUCGCUGAAAAGGGAUUCAAGUAUAUCGAUGUCUACGAAACGGCGUCGGAUUUGGGCUUCGUGGGCGCUGGCAUCCAACUGGCGCCGAAUAUGGCUCGGGUGCUGGAUCGUCUGGGGGUGUGGCAGGGGAUUGAAGCGGAGGCUGUGAAUAUUGAGGAAACUAGUGUGAGAGUCGGCGCUACCAAUGGUGAACUCGCACACGUUGAUCUGAAAUACAUUGAAAAAACCUACGGAUACAAACACAUGGUUGGCCAUCGCGCCUCACUCGCCGGAAACCUAUACCAGGGCUGUCUCCGCCAUCCGGACGCCAUCAAGUUCCACUUCUCCACAACCGUGAGCAAAGUGCAGACCUUCUCCCCGCGACCUACCUUCACCGUGACUCCACGCGAUGCAUCCCAACCGGCGCACGACGUCACCGCAGACGUGCUCUUCGGCGCGGACGGCAUCAAGUCCAUCACGCGCGCAGCGAUGCUGGACGAACUCGCAGCGGACGCGGACCCCACGACGGCAGCCACGGCAGCGGUCGCAGUCAAGGACACCCAGCAAGCGGCCUACCGCAUCAUGAUCCACCAGGACCAAGUCAAGCACGACGCGGAGCUCCGCGCCCUCCUCGCCAGCAACCAGGUGAUCCGCUGGAUCGGCCACAAGCGCCAUAUCAUCGCGUACCCGGUGUCCCAGCACACCCUGUACAAUCUGUCGACGACGCAGCCGGACUCGAAUUUCGCGGCGGCCACCAACGCCACGUACACGACGCGCGGGUCCAAAGCGGCCAUGCGGGAAGUCUUCGCCGACUUCUGCCCGCUCGUGCAGCGCCUGCUGAGCUACGUGCCGGAGGGCGACGUCUGCGAGUGGAAACUGCGCGUGCACGAGCCGCUCCCGACCUGGGUGCUGGGGUCCGUCGCGUUGCUUGGGGAUGCGUGCCAUCCGACCCUGCCGCAUUUGGCCCAGGGCGCGGCGCAGGCCGUGGAAGACGGCGCCGUGAUUGCGGUGGUGUUGGCCAGGCUGCCGAAUACGGAGCCCGCCAGUGUUCACCGCGCCCUGAAGGCUUAUGAGCAGGUGCGCAAGACCCGCGCCUAUGCGCUCGUGGAGAUGGCCGCGGCCAGUGGGAGGGCCUUGCAUCUGGGCGACGGCGCCGCGAAGGCCGAGCGCGAUAAGCAGUUUGCCGCCCUGAGGCAGGGGCAGGGUCCUGUGCCGGAUAAGUGGGCGGAUGCGGAGGUGCAGAGGGAGAUUUAUGGCUUUGAUUGUAUACAGGAGGCGGAGGAGAGAUUUGAUGAGUAUUUUGCGUAGUUUUAUAUAUAUAGCGACUCAGGUCGGGUCCCAUUGGGCAUGAGAAUGAAUUAUGAUGAUGACUGUAUAUAAAUAUGAACAUACUUCAUCCCUCAGAAGCAAAGGCAC
Aspergillus ochraceoroseus IBT 24754 is the source of this 1499-nucleotide messenger RNA. RefSeq names its product putative monooxygenase. Gene Ontology annotation, biological process: secondary metabolite biosynthetic process. The record is from RefSeq and is a predicted model, not a curated record. Lineage: Eukaryota; Fungi; Ascomycota; Eurotiomycetes; Eurotiales; Aspergillaceae. Gene Ontology annotation, molecular function: monooxygenase activity; FAD binding. The coding region runs from base 33 to 1391 and encodes 452 amino acids. The transcript is spliced from 3 exons.